AUGUCCCCACAAGGACCUUCGUCGUCCCCUUCAGAGAGUGCCGACAUACACCAGUCUAAAGGCGUUAAAGGGGCAUCCAAUCCACUAUACACUGUCACACCGUCGAUCCCACUGCAAAAUUUGGCAGAAAUCAUCAAAGAUGCAGUAGUACAAGCAUUGGCUACCCAAAGGAAAGAGCUAACGACUGCGAUGACCAAUCAGUGCUACAAACCCAUGCAUUCUUUGACGGCAGAACUCAAAAGCUUGAAAAAGUUUAUCGAGAAACAGGAUAAGCAAGCGCCAAUCCGCUCACUCGAUGCGGUUUUGCUCAAAGUCGUGCUCAAACUCACCACGGCCGACACUGAGAAGAUGUCGAAAACGAUACCCGCUGAGAGACUUCAGAUGGUGCAGUCGCUAGGUAAACCCUACGACCGAGCUACGUCUAUAAGGGUAUACUCCAAUAUAAACGAGCUCGCCAUCUUCACGGAUUCACUCCCGGUCCACGAAGAGCUGAAGAAGCCGGAGAGUGUUGCGGCUAUGACGAGAGCGCUUGGCCUUGAACCCAAGUCAUCGAUCAAACUGGACACCUACUGGGUGAUCCUGCACGAAUACAACCUCCAAAACGAUUACUUGAGGGAUUGCAAAGGCCAUCUCGAAGAGAUGAAAUCUCAGACUGGUCUCGACAUUAGGGAAGUCAAAUAUGUAGCCCAGAAACUGUUGUGGGGCUUCAGGACUCCAUCUGAGGCCGUAAAGGCGUGCCAGAAACCUCUUUACUUCGCAGGAGAUCACGCAUUAGCCAUGUAA
This is a messenger RNA of Bipolaris oryzae ATCC 44560, 783 nucleotides long. RefSeq lists its product as uncharacterized. The coding region runs from base 1 to 783 and encodes 260 amino acids. The record is from RefSeq and is a predicted model, not a curated record. Lineage: Eukaryota; Fungi; Ascomycota; Dothideomycetes; Pleosporales; Pleosporaceae. The transcript has a single exon.